GUUGUGAAAUGUGAACGAAUUUCCAACGUCGCCAUCAAUGUUUACAUUCGAAACAGCUGAUUUUGAAGAGAAUACCGGGGUGAUAAAUCAAUCAAACAUUACCAUAAUCAGUGAAAAUUGAAAUGACUUCUGUAGGAAAAGUGGUAAAGAGCGUUGGACCAAAACUCGUUCCAUUUUUCAAAACUGUCGCUGUUUAUUUCGUAAUAUUCGUUCCACAAGACAAACCGUCCAUCUUCAGUACCAUCUUGAAAUGUCUGCCAAUAGUCAGCUUGAUGUUAUUCGUCCUUUUACAUGGAAUGAACAUGAAGGAUGAAUACAAAUACUCGAGAAGGAUUUUAACAGGCCUAGUUUUCUGCUGUGCAGGAGACGCCCUAUUAAUAUGGAACCAGUAUUUUGACCUAGGAAUGCUGGCCUUCAUCAUAGGCCAUAUACAGUACGUCCUAGCAUUCGGAUUCAAGCCUCUUAAUCUUCCAUUAGGAUUGGUUUUGUAUUCUUUAGGAGCCAUGGUUGUGUUAGAUUUCAUGCCCGGACUACACGGAGUGUUGAUUUUUGGCGUUCCGAUUUAUAUUUUCGUCAUAACAACUAUGCUUUGGAGAGCCACAGCUAGAGUACAAUUUUUCGAGGAUCUGUGGACCUGGAGCAAACUUUGUACGUGCGCAGGAAGUAUGCUCUUUGCUUUAUCAGAUUUGAUAAUAGGGGUGGAUAAGUUCAAAUAUAAUAUAGAAUACGCUCAGGUUCUUGUUAUGUCCACAUAUUAUGCAGCGCAAGUAGGAAUCGCAUUAAGCGUAGUAGAUGCCACAUCAACAGAAAAGUCAGCCAAAAAUAAAAUCAUCUAAGUUUUCCAUGUUACUGAGUAGUUGAGUACAACAGUACUAAUCAAAAAAUCGUAUAUUCCUACAUGUAAACCCCUCCUAUUAGAGGUAGUCUGACAGAGUUACUGUACAACCAAUAAGAAACUAAAGCUAUAGGUACUUCCCUAUUUUCUAGAAGUUCUUUUUUAGGAAUUAGUGUACACUCUAUUAUGUACUGCCUACUACAAAGCCCGAUUUAAUUAAGUCUUCCUAUAAAUGAUAACUCAUUGAGAUCUCGUUACUCUGUACUCGUACACACUGUAGAAAUUAGAUAUCUGUGAUUUAUUAUAUUUAUAAUUUGAUGUACUAAAUUUAGGAAUAGGAUAAAUGUUCUAUUCGUUCAAUAUAAAUAUCAUGCAAAAAAAUAGAUUUAAUAUGCCAUUGAUUUUCCCCCAUCAGAAAUAAUUGGGUAUGCUUCUGAAAACAAAAUACUAUUCUUUAAAUAAUCCUUCUUCUCCAAACGGCAGAGAAAGCACAACUUUGCUGCCUGUUGAAUGUUAUAGAAAAGCCACAUUCUAUGCCGUUUGGAGAAAAUCUCAAUUUUAUUCACAAGUCUGAAGUUACAAAAAUAAUAUCUUAUUAUUGGAUCAUAAUUCAGAAUGAAAAACUUUUUUGUUGCUAGCAGAACUCUCAGUGUUCUAAGAACAGCUUAUAAUUUCAUCAUUGAAUACAAUUCCACCAAUGAAACAUCCAUACCAUCACCCAUAUACC
Molecule: messenger RNA, 1562 nt
Organism: Phaedon cochleariae (mustard beetle)
Lineage: Eukaryota; Metazoa; Arthropoda; Insecta; Coleoptera; Chrysomelidae
Source: the annotation of a GenBank genome assembly